AUGGGUGAAAACGGCUCCGGUUCUCCCGGAAAUGGAACGGUGAAAUUGGAAAACAACAAAGGUUAUAAUAGCAGAGAUGUUAUUCCUGGGAGUGAUCUCUGGACAGAUGGACUUAUUUGUGCCUAUGAGUUGGCUCGAAGGCAUAGGAAAUCGACUCCCCCAAGAUCUUCUACUUCCAAGAUGUUUAGCAGACAAACAGAUGGAACUACCAAUGCUUUCUCGCCGAAACAGGAAAGUAGCAAUUUAUUCGAAUCCUCGUCUCUUGCUGAGUCGAGAAGCAACCAGAAUGCCCCUUCUGAUGGCUACAGAGAUAGCCCGAUCCACCGUUCAGGACAGCAUCAUGCUGCUGAAAGAUUUGAGGAUGUUCAUUGGGUGCCCAUUGGGUGGGGUAGAAUUUCUGAACUUGUCCAAACAGUGCAAAUUGAUGGUGACUGGCCAACACAGCAAGUGGAGCUGACGGAUGAUGAAUAUGGUCUUACCGUUGCAGAUUUAGCAGCUCCAUAUUGGGAGCGUCCAGCCGGCCCUACGUGGUGGUGCCAUGUGGCUCCAGGUCACUCCUCUGUCCAGGCUUGGCUCAACAAUGCUAAGUGGUUACAUCCAGCAAUCAGUUUAGCUUUGAGAGAUGAAAGUCGACUCAUAAUUUGUGUUUCUAUCAAGGUCCCAGUGAGGGUUGCUGGAGGUCUGCUAUUUGAGCUCUUGGGACAAUCAGCUGGCGAUCCAUUUGUUGCUGAGGAUGACAUUCCUGUUGUACUGCGCUCCUGGCAAGCUCAAAACUUUCUUGUCACUGCACUGCACAUAAAGGGGCAUGUGUCAAGAGUAAAUGCUUUGGGUAUCACUGAAGUUCAGGAGCUUCUUUUUCUUGGAGGCUAUAAUGCUCCAAGGACAGUGCAUGAAGUCAUUGCACAACUAGCUAGUCGGAUGUCUCGGUGGGAUGAUAGGUUGUUUCGAAAGUCUAUAUUUGGGGAAGCAGAUGAGAUUGAGCUGAAGUUUGUGAACAGGAGAAAUUAUGAAGAUAUGAAUCUCUUCAGUAUUAUCUUGAACCAAGAAAUCAGAAGGCUGUCAAGACAGGUAGCUCCAGUACCAAAACCAGGGGUUAUUCAUUUGCAGGUUAUCAGAGUGAAAUGGUCACUUCAUGCAAGAGAGGAGAUAGUUUUUGAGCUUCUACAUCAUUUGAGGGGAAAUGCAGCAAGAAUGUUGCUAGAGGAAAUAAGGAAGAGUACAAGGCAAAUGAUAGAGGAGCAAGAAGCUGUUCGUGGUCGUUUGUUUACCAUUCAAGAUGUUAUACAAAGCACUGUUCGGGCAUGGUUGCAGGAUCGAAGCCUUCGUGUAACCCAUAAUUUGGCUGUUUUUGGAGGCUGCGGUCUUGUGCUUUCUAUUAUUACUGGGUUAUUUGGAAUCAAUGUUGAUGGGAUCCCUGGAGCAUCUGGUACACCAUAUGCAUUUGCUCUAUUUACAGGCAUCCUCAUCUUCAUCGGAGCGGUGCUGAUUGCUGUUGGCUUGCUUUACCUUGGACUGAAGAAACCAAUCACUGAAGAACAGGUUGAAGUAAAAAAAUUGGAGCUGCAAGAAUUGGUCAAGAUGUUCCAGCAUGAGGCAGAGACACAUGCCCAACUUCGUAAAACUGUGCGUCGUAGUAACUUGCCGCCAACUUCUGGAGAUAUUUUCUCAGAUGAUGUGGAUUAUGUUCUCAUCCAAUGA
Messenger RNA from Dovyalis caffra, 1698 nucleotides. NCBI's taxonomy places the organism in Eukaryota, Viridiplantae, Streptophyta, Magnoliopsida, Malpighiales, Salicaceae. The record is from the annotation of a GenBank genome assembly.